Sorghum bicolor (sorghum) is the source of this 2145-nucleotide messenger RNA. RefSeq names its product putative tRNA pseudouridine synthase. The transcript has 7 exons. Gene Ontology annotation, biological process: mRNA pseudouridine synthesis; tRNA pseudouridine synthesis. The coding region runs from base 47 to 1609 and encodes 520 amino acids. NCBI's taxonomy places the organism in Eukaryota, Viridiplantae, Streptophyta, Magnoliopsida, Poales, Poaceae. The record is from RefSeq and is a predicted model, not a curated record. Gene Ontology annotation, cellular component: nucleus. Gene Ontology annotation, molecular function: RNA binding; pseudouridine synthase activity.
GAACCUUUCCCGUGGGCCACUCCUCCUCGCAUCGCCCCCCUCGACGAUGGCCGCCGCCGCCGCCGCCAUCGCCACGGCGUCGGCGUCGUGGCUUCUCAAGAGGUCUAUAUCCUCCGCUUUCCUUGCGAGGCGCGCGGGCCCUAGCAUCCUGCGUACAGCCCUUAGCUAUUCCUCCUCCGCAUCCGCCUGCCCCAAACCAGCGCCGUCCCUGUCUCCGCCUGACACAUCCGCCAAUGAUGGAGGCGGCGGGAUGAGGUGGGAGUCUGCGCGCAAGAAGAGAGUGGUGCUCCGCAUCGGCUACAUAGGCACCGAAUACCGAGGGCUUCAAAAGCAGCGAGAGCUUGGCGUGGAUUCGACCAUUGAGUCAGUCUUGGAAUCUGCCAUCUUCAAGUCAGGUGGAAUUCUUGAGAGUAAUUAUGGAAAACUGCAAAAGGUUGGGUGGGAGAGGAGUAGCCGAACUGAUAAAGGGGUACACUCACUGGCUACAAUGAUUUCCCUUAAAAUGGAAAUCCCUGAUAGAGCGUGGGAGGAUGAUCCUGAUGGCAUUGCUCUUGCCAGUUUCAUCAACUCAAAUUUGCCGGACAAUGUGAGGGUUUUUAGUAUCUUGCCUGCACAAAGGAGUUUUGAUGUGAGGAGGGAGUGCUUAUACCGUGAGUACUUCUAUCUUCUUCCUGCUGAAGUUAUUGGAAUCAAAGAUGGUUAUAGCCCUGAAGAAAUACAAGAGCACUUGUCAGAAUUCAACAGCAUACUGAAAGGCUUCGAGGGAAACCAUCCAUUUCAUAAUUACACUGCACGUGCCAAGUACAGGAAGGUUCUUGCGGGAAGGCACCCGAGGGCCAAAGGAGCAAGCUUGACGUUGAAGUCCAUGUCCUCUGAAAUGGGUAUGGCAGAAAGCUCUUCUUUAGAAAGCACUUCUUCAGAUGAUGAUGAGGACUUGAAUAUUUCAUCAAUCGACUCUGGUGCAUCAGAAAACAUUUUUGUGAAUGAUAUCCUGAAAUUUUCUGAGAGUCGAGUGCAGAUUCAAGCUAGGUGGCUGCAUGAACCUGAUGAAAGUGAUAGAUUAAAUGCUUCACAUUUCAGAGAUAUCAUUACCUGUUCAUGUGGAGAGUUGCAAACUUCAUCAGGAAUUCAAUUUGUGGAAUUGACCAUAUGUGGGGUAUCUUUCAUGCUACACCAGAUCCGGAAAAUGGUUGGAACUGCCGUGGCAGUGAAGCGUGGAUUACUACCCAAAGAUAUCAUAGAACUGUCUCUUGCAAAGUUUUCUAGAAUCGUUCUACCAAUAGCCCCUUCAGAAGUUCUGAUCCUUAAGGACAAUAGUUUCUGCACAAAGAGCAAGGAAGGGAGAAUCGUACGCCCUGGGAUCCAGUCAAUGAACAAGUCAGCAGCAAUCAGGAAGGGGGUUGAGGAAUUCUACAAGGCAGCUCUUCUGCCAGAAGUAGCGAAAUUCUUGGAUCCUGCUGUGCCACCAUGGAAAGAGUGGGUGGAGAACUUGGACAGGUUUGCUGGCAUAUCAGAUUCGCAGCUGGACGAAGUUAGGGAGGCCUACAGAGCAUGGAAGGCUGAUUAUGACCGCGUGAAAAUGGCUAGAAAGAGUGCUAGCAGUGUCUAAUUUCAUCACAACACUACCUCGGAUGGGCAACUGAACUGAACUGUUCACUGUGAAGAGUGGUGUUUUGCACUUUCAGCCGCUUACUUGUAAUGGACCUGUAGGGUUGGCAAUGUUGCCACCUGUAUGGUGGUUCUGGACGAGGGCAUUUAGUUCAAACCUGAAAUGAUUCCUAGAGAUUUGGAUCUGUAUUGAGGCCCUGGAUGUUGCAAGCAUUUCUGCUCUGCCGAGGCCCGAGGGGUACAAGGUUGAGAGCCACAAAAGGGGUUGGGUGCCCCACUGCAGGACAAUUCACAGGUAUGCAGAAUUUUGCUUUCAUUGCAUUGCAUUGCAGAUUUGAUGAUUAAAGUCAAUCAAGCAAAAAAAACACCUCUAAUAUAUACACUCGUAUGGCUCCGUUGUAAUUCCCUCCAUUUUGUUUUGAGUGGACAAUGAAUAUCAAGCAAGCAGCCAGCGUGCGUGCGUGCGUGCAUUGUUGUUCAGUUGAUGCUACUAGAGGAGUAUAUUUCUGUAUUCACAUGGAGCCAUUUGGAUUUCAA